This is a messenger RNA of Schistocerca cancellata (South American locust), 2454 nucleotides long. RefSeq names its product ubiquitin-related modifier 1 (gene Urm1). Lineage: Eukaryota; Metazoa; Arthropoda; Insecta; Orthoptera; Acrididae. The transcript is spliced from 5 exons. The record is from RefSeq and is a predicted model, not a curated record. Gene Ontology annotation, molecular function: protein tag activity. Gene Ontology annotation, biological process: protein urmylation; tRNA thio-modification. Gene Ontology annotation, cellular component: nucleus; cytoplasm. Bases 12 to 308 code for a protein of 98 amino acids.
UCAGCUAUGCAAUGUGCAAAUCAUUGUUCGUUCCAUGUGGAGGAGCAGAGCUGCUGUUUGACAAAGUGAAGAAACAUACACUGGAGUUGCCCCAUACUGAUAAGACAUGGACAGUUCGGAAGCUUCUUUUGUGGAUUAAGGAUAACUUACUGAAAGAAAGACCAGAGCUUUUUCUACAAGGAGAAACUGUGAGGCCUGGUAUACUUGUUCUAGUUAAUGAUGCUGACUGGGAACUCUUGGGGGAGCUUGACUAUGAGCUGCAGCAAGGUGAUAAUGUGAUGUUCAUAUCGACCCUUCAUGGAGGCUGAAGAGUCCUGAGCACUGUGCGACAGUGGAAUUUUGGCUUUAACCCUGCUGUUGAUGCAGCAUUAAUAUACUAAUUUAUGUACAACACUUUUCUAAAAAUAUAUGUAUAUAAAUGUAUAAACAUUCGCUUUCCUGCCAUUUAAAACUUUCUAGUUGUUACAGUAUGCAGAGUUAGUUGUCACAAAAAGUUCAGUCAUUUCUGAAUCAGGACGACAACUUUGAAUCAUCACACAAUUCAGUUAUGAAGCAAAGCAAUGACUGAUAGUGUCUCAGUUAGUUUUCUCUUCUGUCAAAAAGUUCACAACAUAAUGCCACAAAAACACAUUUGCAUUGAAAAUGUAGGACAUUGAAUGAGCUGCAAAGUGUCAUUUCAAAUCUUUAGCCCUGAAACAGUGACACAUGAAAUGUUUGCCAUUGGAAAGUACUAGUUGGACCUAGAGUGACGACUUCACAACGAGAUUGAUGUCUGAACAUUGUGGCCAAUUAAAUCUCAGUUUUGAAAUGGGAUUCGAACUCUGGAAACUUCACAUUUUGCUGGCAAGUGUUCUGUUGGCUUAGCUAUCGAAGCACUACUUAGCAGAAGAGAUACUGGUGGAAUUUAAGCUGUGAGGUUGGUUUGGGAGUCAUGCUUACAUAGCUCAGUUGGUAGAGCAUUUCACUCGUGGAAGGCAAAGAUCUGAGUUUGAGUCCUGGUCUGGCACUGUUUUAAUCUGCCUGGAAAUUUCAAAUCAGCUCAUACCCUGUGCUGUAGAGGGAAAAUUAAUUCAGGGUUGAUAUCUGGCUAUAACUACGUGACAAAAUCUGUUUGUAAGGGAAAGAUAAUACAUAAUAUGAUGAGACCAGACCAGUUUGUUGAUGAUGGGGCUCUGAUAAGGAGGUGUAAAGGAGAUUGUGCAAUUUUCGGAGCUUUACAUUUUGAUUGGUGAACUAGAGACCUCAUGUCUUGACAAAUGAUGGUGCAAUCUCUCUGUCUUAUUUCUCUGCAUUGUACAAACUGUAUUAAGUGUAUGUUCCUUCAGAAGUCUGGAGGCAAGGCUGCAACUUGUGAACCAGUUAUCUGCAUAACAUUGCUACCGGAACGCAAAAUAGAUUGUCUAAUUUGUUCCACUAAGUCUCUUGUUUUAUUGCUACAGCCAUCUGGCUGUAGACCUAUAUAGGCUCCUAAAUUCACAGCCUGGCAUCAAUUAAGGCAGAGAUGUUCAAAUCAUACUUUGCUGUUAAUAUACAAAAAGAUACAUGUGGAGGAGCUACUGGAACCGCUUGUGUUCCUUUUUAGUGAUAUGGUUCAUCCAGACUUUCUCUUUGCAGACAGUGCCCAUCCACACAGAACUGCUCAUUCCGAUUAACUUUUCUUAAAAUUUGAAGAUCCUUGUAGGAUAAACUGGUUUGUGGAUCUUACUCUUAUGUUAAGUGAAUCUUAAUGUCAGCAGUAAAAUAUCAGAAGUUAGUCAGGGAUAUUUUAUUAGUGUUUUGGUACCUGGAACCUAUGGUCUGUGGUUGAUCGUUACAGAUUAAUUAUGAUUUAGGAGCAUCUCUCCCAUAGGACUCAGUGAAUCCAUACUCAGGUGCAUUUGUCCAGAUCUUUAUCAGUAGAAUUUUUGUUACUGUGGUAUGAUACUAUUAACGUAUAACAAAAGCUGCAGGUAAAACAAACCAUGGACAGAAUUGAGCAGUAUUGAAUGCAAACUUGAGGGUGAAGAGUAAAUUUGUCAUCAGUGUUGGCAGGGGGUGAGUGAAGGAAACACAGUUGUUUCCAAACAAAACAUGCAGCGCAUGCCACCAAGAUGUGGACUGUCAUACAGAUGUUUUCAGUGCAAUACGUAUACGAAGGUGAACAGGGUAAGAAAUCAAAUAAAAUGCAAGUACUCUGUACUGAACCACUGGAGAUCACUGGUCCUUAUUUCAAAACACUUGGAAAAUAUCCCUGAACAACUUCCGGAAUGUUGUUGGUGGAGUUUGGGUAUAUGUCUGGUACAUGCAGGUAACAAAUAAGAACCUGUUGCUGCCAGCAAAGGGUGUCUUCCAAAUCUCUGCUUAUGUCUUUCAAGAAUGGAACUAAUUGCUGAUAAAGCUGUUGCACUGCCAUACAGACCAUUGCAGUUAGUGUAACGAAAUCUUGUCUUAAUUGUUUUGUUUUGAAAAAGUGUU